Molecule: messenger RNA, 4744 nt
Organism: Cynoglossus semilaevis (tongue sole)
Lineage: Eukaryota; Metazoa; Chordata; Actinopteri; Pleuronectiformes; Cynoglossidae
Gene: cyp11c1
Product: cytochrome P450, family 11, subfamily C, polypeptide 1
Exons: 17
Coding region: 1231-3528 (765 amino acids)
Biological process (GO): cholesterol metabolic process; neurotransmitter transport; C21-steroid hormone biosynthetic process
Cellular component (GO): mitochondrial inner membrane
Molecular function (GO): oxidoreductase activity, acting on paired donors, with incorporation or reduction of molecular oxygen; monooxygenase activity; syntaxin binding
Source: RefSeq, a predicted model, not a curated record
GUGUGCAGUCAACCAGAGCUUUCAUGUAGGAAUCCGAAAAAGCCAAUUAGGAGAUUCUCAUGAGGAUCAGUGGUCAGCACGUGAUCACCAUGACUCUGCGCCCAACACACACACACAUAUUGUUUUAUAUAUAGAUAAAUAUAUAUAUAUAUAUAUAGUUUAUAUGUAUGUGCACAUAUGUAUAUUUACAUGACCUAGUAUAUAUUUAGAUAGACCUUUAGUUUUUUGGUGUGAAUGUUUCUGGUCUUUUUUCAGGUCUCAUUAAAGAUGUAUAUUUAAAUAUCUUGGCGUGUUCGUCCACCCAUCCAUCCAACCAUCCAACCUGCUGUCCGUCCAUGUGUGUUUGAAUUGCUGAUAAACCUGACCGAGAGAUCGAUUUUUUUGACAGAACCUUGACGGUGACAUUCUGGUUUAUUGGCAUGGAUGGAUGGAUGGAGAGCCGUGGCCUCACUCUCUCCUCUUCAAACAGCUCUGUCAGCUGAGGUCAGUUGUCAUCUCUUAUCUCCCUGUGACUCAGGCACUGCUGUUUAGGUCCAGAUCAUCUCCAUCUGUGAUACAAGUGUCUCAUAUUGUCUCACGUCCUUUCGUUCACACCUGAGCUCAUCUCUCCAUCUUCGUUUGUCCAGUCAAAUUAACCCUGAUUAUCAGCCUUUGAAGGAGCCGUGAAGAAGUGGAAGGUUACGUUUCACUUCACUGCAGGUGACGAAGAAACUGAGAACGUGAUCAUAAUGUGUCCAUUAAUGCAGCUUCACCAACAUCUUUCAAUCGUCUCACAGACACACGUGUGUCAUCCAGGGCCUAACCAGAUUUCCCUCCUUUAAAUCCUUUAAGUACUAAUCUGUAUCUGAGCGCAGGGAGAAGAGAGGAGUGAAGUCAGUCUGGAGGAUGAAAAGAGAAAAACAGACAGAGUUAGAAUCCGACACGACCGACGCUCGUCUGCUCCUCUGAGGGGCCAGGGAGAUAAAAAAGGCAGAUUGUUUUGUUUUUCUUUGUUGUUCUCACACUUUUGUUCUAGAAGGCUCCGAGAUAUUGUGCGAUAACGGUGGGGACCAUCUGGAGGUUUAUCAGGAUUUCAUCAUCUAAGUCUCUGGCCAACUGUGGCUGCAGGCCCGGAGCUGCAUGUCGGAGCAACAAAGGAUGAGACAAGAAGGAAAGUUCUGUACCGAUAAAUCGUACCAGUGAAGGUGUGAUCGGUUCGUCCUGUAGCGAGCGCUCAGGUUCAUCAUCGUCAUGGAGGCAGUGGUGAGAGUGAAGAGGUCUCUGAGGAGGCCCAUCAGGAAGCUGACCUGCUGCGUGUCAGGGGUGAAGGAGCGGAGGUUGUGCGCUAAGCCUAGAUACAAAAAAAGAGGAGGAGGAGGAGAAAAAGGAGCGAGAGGUGGAGGAGUCAGGGAAACAGGAAGGAACUCUCAACUCAGGGCUACGUCUCCCAGAGAUCCAUCUGCCAUCCACUCGUACCGCGCUGACCUGGAGAAGGAGAGGAAGCAGCGGGAGGCGAUGAAUGCUCAGAAGAAUGCAGAGAGAGCGGCACUGAGAGCUCAUUUCAGGAGAAAAUACCAACUGUCUGAGGACCCAAAGGACAUAAACCACCUGAGGUCCGUUGAAGGGAAAGUGUCGCUCCCCCAUCAGCUGUCAAAGAUUAUUUACCCUGAAGCUAAAACCAAGGAUGAAGGCUUCCAGCUGCUGAGGGCAUUCCAAGGCCUCAGUUUGGACUCAGUGCUGCUCACAGGCAGGUGCAAACCCAGCAGGACGUCCACUGCUGCAGCAGCAGCCGGUGGGGACUCGUGUAGAGUCAUAACAGAUCCAAGGAUACCAGGAGGAAAACUAAUGAGUUCCCCGGAGACAGAACUGACUCUGCUGGUCGUCGCAGCUCUGCAGGAGACCGAUGCAGGAGCCGUAGAGAAGGAGAAGUUAGAGGAGGCGAAGGGAGUUCACGAUGCCGGAGCCAGAAGCAGAAGAGAUGUGGACGGCUGUGUGAAGAGCUUCGAGAAGAUCCCUCACACAGGAAGAAACGGCUGGCUCAACCUGGUCCGCUUCUGGAGAAAGGAUUAUUUCAGUCAACUCCACAAACACCAGGAGAGGACCUUCAGAGAUCUGGGCCCCAUCUACAGGGAGCACGUGGGCUCACACAAGAGCGUGAACAUCAUGAUGCCGGUGGACAUUGGUGAAUUGUUCCGAGCCGAGGGUCUGCAUCCCCAACGAAUGACCCUGCAGCCGUGGGCUACACAUCGUGAGACACGGAAACACAGCAAGGGAGUCUUCCUCAAGAAUGGCGAGGAGUGGAGAGCUGACCGUCUACUCCUCAACAAGGAGGUGAUGAUGAGUGCUGCCGUGAAGCGUUUUCUUCCACUCCUUGAUGAGGUGGCAAAGGAUUUCUGUCAAAUGCUUCAGGCCAGAGUGGACAGGGAGGGACGAGGGAAGGAGGGAAAACGCAGCCUGACCAUUGAUCCGAGUCCUGAUCUUUUCCGCUUUGCGCUUGAAGCCAGCUGCCACGUCCUGUAUGGAGAGCGUAUAGGCCUCUUCUCCUCGACCCCCUCCAUGGAGUCCCAGAAGUUCAUCUGGGCCGUGGAGCAAAUGCUGGCAACUACCCCGCCUCUGCUCUACCUGCCCCACCGCCUCCUCCUCCACAUUGGCGCGCCCCUGUGGACCCAGCACGCCACUGCAUGGGACCAUAUCUUCAGUCACGCCGAGGCCAGGAUCCAGAGAGGGUACCAGCGCCUGUCAUCGUUGCCGAGGAGUGUUUCGGAGGCCAGAGCAGCUGGUGGCCAGUACACUGGUGUUUUGGGCCAGCUGAUGGAGAAAGGCCAGCUGUCUCUGGAUCUCAUCAAAGCCAACAUCACUGAGCUGAUGGCUGGAGGGGUUGACACUACGGCGGUGCCGCUGCAGUUCGCUCUGUUUGAGUUGGGCCGCAACCCACAGGUGCAGGAGGAGAUUAGGCAGCAGGUGAUGGCAUCGUGGGCCAGCGCUGCUGGUGACCCUCAGAAAGCCCUGCAGGGGGCGCCUCUACUCAAGGGCACAAUCAAUGUGAUUCUAAGACUUUAUCCCGUUGGAAUCACAGUGCAGCGGAUGCCAGUCAAAGACAUUGUUCUCCAGAAUUACCACAUACCUGCAGGGACGAUGGUGCAGGCCUGUCUGUAUCCACUGGGGAGGAGUUCCCAGGUGUUCCAGAAUCCACACAUCUUUGAUCCACGUCGCUGGGGCAGCAGCAGCAGAGACGACGGACAAAAGGCCGAGGGGUCAGGGUUCCGCUCCCUGGCAUUUGGGUUUGGAGCGAGGCAGUGCGUCGGGAGGAGGAUUGCUGAGAACGAGAUGCAGCUCUUCCUCAUGCACGUGAGUUUCAGGAAAUUCUACAGAUUUGAAUGUCAAUACCAGUGCAAGACUCCAAACCACUGCUUUUAUGGUCUGUUCAUCUGCAAGGAUGUCAGCCUUUCUUCAUCCNUCGGUGUGACCUCCUCAGCGGACAUCAAAACCAAAUACACUCUCAUCCUCCUGCCUGAGAGCCCCCCCAAGAUCACCUUCAGAAAGCUUUGACACACACACACACACACACACACCACAUGUUAAAUCACCUGUCCAUUAUCCAGCCAUAUUCACCAACGCUGUGGUAAAAAUCACUGACUCUUUUUCUCUUUACAUUUAAAAUUUUUAAAUCACAUUAAUUAUUCUUAAAAAAUAAAUCUCAAUCGCCAUUUCAUCUCUAGUUGUCAUUAUUUACGCGUAGGCUUUCUCUGCAUGCACAGCCCUCAAUCCACCAGAUGGCGCUAUAAUUUAGAUUAAUUAAUUGAUUUCCUCAUGUUGUGACUGAGCCUCUUCACCAGUCACUUUCCUACUGGGCACCAACAGCUUCACCGUCUGCAGCAGAUCUGGGGUCAGUGAUAGUUUUUGUUAUUACACAUUGAAUUAAUUCCCGUCAUAUUGAACCACGCUGUUCUCCGAUCUGUUUCUGUUUAAAUUCAAAUGUAUUUAGUUCAUUUCCACGGUGUUCUCUCCGACGCUGCUGCACAAACAAAACACAGUUUGUUUCUCUUUACAUUUUUUUUUUCUCUCUUUAACUCACAGCACGGUCUCUUUAUAUUUAUUUAUAUUUUUCUUUAUAUUUAUUUAUCUGCUCUUUUAAGUUCUGCUGAUGAAGCUUGUUUAUUCCGUUCUUAUUAUAGCCAUUUUGUCCACAUCACCCUGAGUGUCGUUGCCCUUUACUCUCUUUACAUAAAGAUGACCUUUGCCCCCCCCCGUGGUUAUUAAGUGCCUCCUGUUGAAUCACACGAUUGCAGCGUGAUUUCUGGGGCACCGAGCUGCAGGGUUACCUUUUUCAACUCAAAUCACGAUCAAAGGUCUGUUUGCCCUCUGGCUAACCAUUUACAUCCUGCCGACCCUGGUUGGUGUGUGUGUGUGUGUGUGUGUGUGUAUGUGUGUGUGUAGCGGCACACGUUCUGCUUCAGUGUCUCCAUCGUACUUCUCUGUGGAGUAAUGUGAAGGAUAGAACUGCAGUAAAGUGUCAGUAAGUAUGCUCAGCCAUACUGUACAUCACGACGACUGUUUGUCGCAGAAGUAUCAGUUUUGUGACGGUGAGGAAAUAAAUAAAGUAAUAAAUGAACUACAGAGUCAUAAAAGUAAUCCUCACAGGUCUUUUUAUUGGCCCUCAGCAGGACUGGUAUCUUUUCAUCUGUAUCUGAUCUGAGUUCUGCUUGUUUUUCUGGUAAAAAAAAAAAAAAAAAAAAAAAAAAUUUCCUGUUUUUUUUUUAUAACC